Messenger RNA from Acipenser ruthenus (sterlet), 4044 nucleotides. Its product is annotated as gastrula zinc finger protein XlCGF52.1-like. Gene Ontology annotation, cellular component: nucleus. Gene Ontology annotation, biological process: regulation of transcription by RNA polymerase II; central nervous system development. Gene Ontology annotation, molecular function: DNA-binding transcription factor activity, RNA polymerase II-specific; RNA polymerase II cis-regulatory region sequence-specific DNA binding. The record is from RefSeq and is a predicted model, not a curated record. Bases 426 to 1520 code for a protein of 364 amino acids. NCBI's taxonomy places the organism in Eukaryota, Metazoa, Chordata, Actinopteri, Acipenseriformes, Acipenseridae. The transcript is spliced from 3 exons.
ACCAGACACGCCCACUAGUGUUGACGCUUUUAUUUCGUUCCAGGAAAUUGAAGCGUUGGUUUGUUUAUGCUGGAGAGAUAGAGGUGGCUGCAGACAGAGCUGACAGCACAACAGUGUAUUACCUGCUGUCUAAAGGAUUUAGGUUGAGUACAACUGUUUCCUAAUGAGUUAUGUUUAUUUUUGUUCGUUUAUUACCUGUACUGAGUUCUGAAACAAAGAGUCCCUUUUUCUGUUUUAUUUAAGAACUCAGACAGACUGGAGCGCAAAAGUUACUCCUUGGAAAAGUAAAACGAGUCUGCUGUUUGUUUUCUUUCUUUAUCACACUAGUAGUGCUGAUUUUAUAUGAAUGGGAAUUCUUAAACAAAUAAUACAUUAAAAUCAAACAGGAUUCCGCUACUCGAGUCUCAAGCUAACAGUCAGUGAAGAUGGACGUCAGCGUCUCCGUGUCGUUCUUUCAAGACGAGCUCGCCUCUACCAUCGAGCACGCAGUGAAAGCGGCUGUAGACACCGUCUUGUGCCAAAUCACAAAAGUUGUCGGCGGCAAAUUCACUGAAUUCCAAAUGGAAAUGGCUGGAAAGGAGAAAGAGAAUGAAAGUCUGAAGCUGAGAUUGGAAAUAUCAGAGAGCGAGUUGAAAGCAGUGCGGGAAUGCAUGAACGCUGCAGAUGCAGACAUUAAACAACCUCUCAGAAACAUGAACUCCGACUGCAAUGAACAAGACUUUCAGAGGAACGAGAACCAGGGAUUAUUUCAAGAUCCAAAAGAGAGCUGUGCUAUGCAUAAAUCUAAAGCCUAUGAAGGGUCAAGGAUAGAAGCAGUUUACACACAAGAGGAGCCCUUUGACCAGGAGUGGUGUGGAAGUCUAAAGCAGGUUACAGAGCUGACAUUUGUUAAAGAUGAAGAGGUCCCUCGACUGGAAUGUGUUCCUAUUAAAGAGGAAUUCUUAGAACAGGAAUGCGUCCCCAUCGCAGAGGAAGUUCCUACUGAAAAUAAUGUCUGUACACUUGAGGAGAACAACAAGCUGGGAUCCAACCUGUAUGAUGGUUGUCCACCUGAAUAUGAACUGGGAUUUAGAGCUGCUAAAGGGAAUCUCUCAGGAAGGACUCUAUUUCCCUGUGCUGAUUGUGGGAAGAGCUUCAGUCGUUUCUCACAGCUUAAAAUCCACCAGCGCGUUCACACAGGAGAUAAACCUUAUCACUGCAAUGAGUGUGGGCGGUGUUUCACACAGUUACAAAAUCUUAAAAGACACCAGCGCAGUCACACAGGAGAGAAGCCUUAUCAUUGCACAGAGUGUGGGAGGAGUUUCACAGUGUUACAAAAUCUUAAAAGACACCAGCGUGUUCACACAGGAGAGAAACCUUAUCACUGCACUGAGUGUGGGAGCAGUUUUACAGUGUUACAAAAUCUUAAAAGACACCAGCGCAGUCACACCGGAGAGAAGCCUUAUCACUGUGCUACAUGUGAGAAGAGUUUUGCACACUUAAUUUCCUUGAAAACCCACCAGCAGACUCACAAAAAAUGAAUGACUGAAGAGUUUCAGCCACUUAUCAAACCUUAUGCGACACCAUAAAAUUCACACAAGAGUGAAGCCCUACCCUGCACUGGGUAGCAGUGUGGAGUAGUGGUUAGGGCUCUGGACUCUUGACCAGCGAGUCGUGGGUUCAAUCCCAGGUGGGGGACACUGUACCCUUGAGCAAGGUACUUUUACCUAGAUUGCUCCAGUAAAAAUCCAACUGUAUAAAUGGGUAAUUGUAUGUAAAACUAAUGUGUAAAGAAUAAUGUAAUUGUGUGUAAAAAUAAUGUGAUAUCUUGUAACAAGUAGUCCUGGAUAAGGGUGUCUGCUAAGAAAUAAAUAAUAAUGAUAACACAGUACACGCUUGCAAGCAAACUGAUAAAUAUAAAUCACCAUAAUCUAAAACAGGAAAAAUAGUAGCAGUCACUAACUUUAGUUGCUAGACUGGGAAAAGCAGCUUUAUUUCUAAAAAGAAAACCUGUCUUGGGUCCCAAUUUUAAAACCUAUUUAUCAAUAUGGUAAUUAAAAGUAAGACGCUCAUCAAUCCAUAUACCUAGAUAUUUCUAAAAAAGAAACUCCAUGUAAUGUAACAAUAACCCAAGUCAGAUUGCUAAUUUUCCUCCUAUUAGAAUAUAAUAGCAUUGUUUUUGUCUUGGAAAAGUCUGUUGUACAAUAUUAAAUGCAGUCUGCAGGUAACAUAUAAAUGUACAUUAAUAUUACCCAUGUCAUAUCUCAGGUCAUUUAUAUAGAGGAUAAAAAGGAUUGGUCCAAGGAAUGAACCCCUGAGGUACCCCCUGACAUAGAGGUUCAAAGGUGGAAAUAUUCCCAUCAGAUCGUAUUGCUCGUGUUCGAUCUCUUAGCUAACCCUUGAACCAAUCCACAGCCCUCUCACUAAAUCCUAAACCUGAUGUUUUACACAGAAUUGUAUGACGAACAGAAUCAAAGUAAUCCAGCAACAAAACACCUAUACAUUUACCAGUAUCCAGAGCAUAUGAUAUAUCAUUAAACACUUUGAGAACUGCAGUUUGUGUGCUGUGUUUCGAAUGAAAUCCAGGCUGGUGAGCUGCUAUGAUAUUAUUCUGUUCUAAGAAUCUCUUUAGCUGUUGUUUACUAAACUCUCAAAUACUAUGGCAAUAACGAAGUACAGAUAUAGGUGGGUAAUUGUUGGAGUUUGAACGGUCACCUUUAAAAUAGGGACAACGUGCAGAUUUCCAAAUCGAUGGAAUUGUAUUUGAAAUAAGAGAUUAUGUAGAUCGGCUCAUGGUUGUGCAAUAAUCCAUGCUGCUACCUUUAAAAAUAUGGCUCCAGUCCAUCUGGGCCAGCUGAUUUUUUUUCUGAUCUAGACACAGUAAUAGUUUAAGUACCUUGUAUGCUUUAAUAGUACGAAAAUAAAAGGCUGUAAGCUUUUGCUGUCUUUGUUCAGCUAAAUUAGAAUCAAUGUCUGAUUGAUCCUUGGUUUUAAUAAAACCGGACGCCAUCUGUAAAAUAGAUCCAUCAAAUGCCAAACCAGCCUGUGGCAGACAAUUGUAAUCCAGGUGAAAAGGUUUGUUUUGUUUGUUUUUGUCCUGUGCCUGACUGCGAAACAAACAGUAAACAAUAAUGAAGGUAAGUAAUACUGCAGCGUGUAUUACUUCAUUUAUAAUCCCCGGGUUUACCCAGCAAAUAAUAGUCCUGUUUUUAUUAUACACCCACACAAAACACAUACACAAGUCCGUUAGUGAGUGAAUUAGUGCUAGUGGUGCAAAUAUAGUUAGUGAUACGAGUGUACGGGUUUGUGCUGGCCUCUGGAGACAGCUCCGGAAAGUGUUAGCUGUCUAGUGAAUACAAACAAGCAAACAGACAGAACAAAACAAACACUCGUAGCAGCUGGUUUCGCUGUGAUAUCUGAGUUCAGUAUUUUCUGAUGAUAAUACGUGAAAAAUAUUCUCUAGCAUCCAGUACUACAUUUAAAACAAAGCCAAGCGAGGAAUAUCUUAACUGUUAACAUACACGUCUCAAUAUAAGGAGGCAGUGUGGUCCAGUGGUUAAAGUCCAGAGCUUGUAACCAGAAGGUCACCCGUUCAAAUCCAACCUCUGCCACUGACUGACUCACUAUGUGACCCUGAGCAAGUCACUUCACCUCCUUGUGCUCCGUCCUGCGGAUGGGAUGUUAAAUCAAUGUCCUAUUGGAAGUGACUCUGCAUAUAAUGCACAGUUCACAGCCUACCUCUGUAAAGCGCUUUGUGAUGGUGGUCCACUAUGAAAGCGUUAUACAAAACCAAAGAUAUUAAUAAUAUAUCUAUCAAUAAACAAGCCAUAUUAUAACAUAUUGUUUGUGUUUGUUUCGCAGUUCCCUUUAAUAAGCUGCAUGUUGGAAUUCUAGGUACUGUACAGCAUUGUGCCACUGGAACUGGUUCUGCCAUUUGGUGCUAUUGUGUUUGUUCUUAAUAAAUGCUCAGUUAGUAAAUAGUCUAGAUUUUAUGUUGAAACACCUGUCCAAUUUUGUGGGUUUACUAUUACAAAAACAUUACCUUGAAAAAGAUUGAACAGUAAA